This is a messenger RNA of Microthlaspi erraticum, 966 nucleotides long. The record is from the annotation of a GenBank genome assembly. NCBI's taxonomy places the organism in Eukaryota, Viridiplantae, Streptophyta, Magnoliopsida, Brassicales, Brassicaceae.
AUGACUGGAUCUCAGGAAAACUUGGUAAAUUUUGCUGUUGUUAAGGAAAGCAAUGUGACAUUUGGUUGUGGAACUCUGGGAAGAAUCAAAGGGAAAGGAACUAUUCUUGACAAGGAGUUGCCAAAGCUGGAAAACGUCUACCUUGUUAAAGGUUUGACUGCAAACUUGAUAAGCGUGAGUCAAUUAUGUGAUCAAGGAUUGAUUGUGUCCUUCAACAAAGUCAAGUGUUGGGCUUUUGAUGCUGAGAACCGGAUCAUCCUCUCGGGUAUACGCAGUGAGAACAAUUGCUAUAUGUGGGAGCAAUCACAAGUCUGUUUGAAAGAUGAGAAGAACAACCCAGUUUUUUGGAAUGAAAAAUUGGAACAAAUGAAUGCAAAAAGCUUGUCAAAGAUGGUGAGUCAGGAACUUGUCAAAUGUGUUCCAAAGAUGAAGCAUGGAGAGAAGAUUGUCUCUGAAGCCUGCAAUGAAGGAAAAGAUGAUAAUAGUGUGUCUCAACGCACUUUUGUAAAGAAUUUGGUGGAACAAUUUAUGAUGUGUUCCAACAAGUCGUCAAAAACCCAUAUGAGCGCCAUUGUGAAGCAAAUCUGUGUCUUUAUCUCCAUCGGUGAUGCAAGCUUCAUUGGAUUGGGAAACUUUUGGAUUCAACUGUUAUGGAGGAGACAAAUGGGUUCUAAAUAUGGUAUGACUUCUGAUCUUUUACUUGACAAAUGUGAUAAUCAAGAUGCCAUUGAUAUCUCUGGAACUUUUGUGCAUCACUCUAUAACUAAAACCAUUGAUAGCUAUCAUCUCCUCAUAACGAACUUAGUGGAAGCUAAACAAGUGGUGAUUGAACAUGUCUUGUCUGAGUGGCAAUUUGCUAUUAUUUUCACAAAACCCCUAGAUCUAAACACGUUUGUUCAUUUUCAAAAAUGUUUGGGCGUUUGUGAACUGAUCGCGGGAUCAGGUCUUCCCCUUUCCUAUCCCUGA